Peromyscus leucopus (white-footed mouse) is the source of this 5081-nucleotide messenger RNA. RefSeq names its product two pore segment channel 1 (gene Tpcn1). Gene Ontology annotation, molecular function: monoatomic ion channel activity; voltage-gated channel activity. The record is from RefSeq and is a predicted model, not a curated record. Bases 280 to 2910 code for a protein of 876 amino acids. Lineage: Eukaryota; Metazoa; Chordata; Mammalia; Rodentia; Cricetidae. Gene Ontology annotation, biological process: monoatomic ion transport; transmembrane transport. The transcript is spliced from 27 exons. Gene Ontology annotation, cellular component: lysosomal membrane; endosome membrane.
GAUGGAGGCGGUCCGUGUCCUGUCCGUCUGGGCGGUUGUUUUGGCGUCCUGGUGCUUUUCAUUCCUUCUCUCCCGUCUCCCGAUAACUCUAUGGUCACGGUUCUGGGCCCUUGGCCAGGGCUAAGGGAGGACUUCCGGGGAGGGGACCACACAGAUCUUUAGUGGUCAAGGUCUUUAUGUCUGUCUGCUCGGCCCGGUUUGGAAAGGAGAGCUCUGCCCAGGGCCCUGGCAGUGGAGAACACACUGUUUACUGCUAGGGAACUUUCCCCCAGGCUUACAAUGCCAACUUCCCAGUGGCUGCGUGUCCCCGAGCCUCGCCUCCUCUGUCUUGUUCCAAGCUGUGGGUGUCAGAGCCAGGGAGACCGCAUUUCUGCUGUCUCCUCGGACCCUGUCUCUACAUCUCUUCGAGUUUCCAGCUGCCUCCCAGACGAGUGGAAACGCAGAGGCAGAGGCCAGCUGUUGUCCUUGGAGGAAGCUGCGGAAGGCCAGCCCCGUGACCAUCCCCAGCUGAUGUCAUCCUGGUCCCUCCAUCGUGACCCUCGUGAUGGGGGCAGCCACAGCAUCCAGGACUCCCAGGUUCCCAGUCUGGUCUCCAGGACCGACAGUUCCCCCUCCAGUCCCCCCUCCAGUCCCCCCGGACACAACUGGGAGAUGAAUUAUCAAGAGGCGGCAAUCUACCUCCAGGAAGGCCAGAACAACGACAAGUUCUUCACGCACCCCAAGGAUGCCAGGGCGCUGGCGGCCUACCUCUUCGCACACAACCACCUCUUCUACCUGAUGGAGCUGCUCACCGCCCUGCUGCUGCUGCUGCUGUCGCUGUGCGAGUCGCCCGCCGUCCCCGCGCUCCGGCUCGGCAUUUACGUCCACGCCACCCUGGAGCUGUUUGCCCUCAUGGUGGUGGUGUUUGAACUCUGCAUGAAAUUGCGGUGGCUGGGCUUCCACACGUUCGUCCGGCACAAACGCACCAUGGUCAAGACAUCUGUCCUGAUGGUGCAGUUCAUCGAGGCUAUCGUGGUGCUGGUUCGGCAGACGUCCCAUGUGCGGGUGACCCGGGCGCUGCGCUGCAUUUUCCUGGUCGACUGUCGGUACUGUGGCGGCGUGCGGCGCAACCUGCGGCAGAUCUUCCAGUCACUGCCACCUUUCAUAGACAUCCUCCUGUUGCUGCUCUUCUUCAUGAUCAUCUUUGCCAUCCUGGGUUUCUACUUAUUCUCCACUAACCCUUCCGACCCAUACUUCAACACCUUGGAGAACAGCAUUGUCAACCUGUUCGUUCUCCUGACCACAGCCAACUUUCCAGAUGUGAUGAUGCCCUCCUACUCCCGGAGCCCCUGGUCCUGCAUCUUCUUCAUCGUGUACCUCUCCAUCGAGCUGUACUUCAUCAUGAACUUGCUCCUGGCCGUGGUGUUCGACACCUUCAACGACAUCGAAAAGCGCAAGUUCAAGUCCUUGCUGCUGCACAAGAGAACCGCCAUCCAGCACGCCUACCGCCUGCUCGUCAGCCAGCGGAGGCCGGCCGGCAUCUCCUAUCGACAGUUCGAAGGCUUGAUGCGCUUCUACAAGCCCCGGAUGAGCGCCAGGGAGCGCUUCCUGACUUUCAAGGCCCUGAAUCAGAGCAACACACCUCUGCUCAGCCUGAAGGACUUCUAUGAUAUUUACGAAGUUGCUGCUCUACAGUGGAAGGCCAAGAAGAACAGACAGCAUUGGUUUGAUGAGCUGCCCCGGACAGCCUUCCUCAUCUUUAAAGGAAUUAACAUCCUCGUGAAGUCCAAGGCCUUCCAGUAUUUCAUGUACUUGGUGGUAGCUGUCAACGGGGUGUGGAUCCUGGUGGAGACGUUCAUGUUGAAAGGCGGGAAUUUCAUCUCGAAGCACGUGCCCUGGAGUUACCUUGUAUUUCUUACCAUCUAUGGAGUUGAACUGUUCAUGAAGGUGGCUGGCCUGGGCCCUGUGGAGUACCUGUCCUCCGGAUGGAACUUGUUCGAUUUCUCGGUCACAGCGUUUGCCUUCCUGGGGCUGCUCGCCCUCACGCUCAACAUGGAGCCCUUCUAUUUCAUCGUGGUCCUGCGGCCCCUUCAGCUGCUGAGGUUAUUUAAACUGAAGAAACGCUACCGCAACGUGCUGGACACCAUGUUCGAGCUGCUGCCGCGGAUGGCCAGCCUCGGCCUCACCCUGCUCACCUUCUACUAUUCCUUUGCCAUCGUCGGGAUGGAGUUCUUCAACGGACGACUGUACCACAACUGUUGCAACUCCAGCACGGUGGCUGACGCCUACCGAUUCAUCAACCACACAGUGGACAAUAAGACCAAGAUAGAGGAGGGCUACUACUAUCUCAAUAACUUUGACAACAUCCUCAACAGCUUCGUGACCUUGUUUGAGCUCACGGUCGUCAACAAUUGGUACAUCAUCAUGGAAGGCGUCACCUCGCAGACCUCGCACUGGAGCCGACUGUACUUCAUGACCUUCUACAUCGUGACCAUGGUGGUGAUGACCAUCAUCGUGGCCUUCAUCUUGGAGGCCUUCGUCUUCCGCAUGAACUACAGCCGCAAGAGCCAGGACUCCGAAGUGGACAGUGGCAUCAUCAUUGAGAAGGAAAUAUCCAAGGAGGAGCUUCUGGCCAUCCUGGAGCUUUAUCGCGAGGUGCGAGGCGCCUCCUCUGACGUCACCCGGCUGCUUGACACCCUCUCUCAGAUGGAGAAAUACCAGCAAAACUCCUUGGUGUUUCUGGGGCGGAGAUCAAGAACCAAAAGUGACCUGAGCUUGAAGAUGUACCAGGAGGAAAUCCAGGAGUGGUACGAGGAGCAUGCCCGGGAACAGGAGAUGCAGCAGCAGCAGCAGCAGCUUAGGGCCAGCGCGCCCGGCCCCGCGGCCCAGCAGCCCCCUGGCAGUCGCCAGCGCUCCCAGACCGUCACCUAGCCGGGUUCUCUCAUCCAGCCAGCUCUUCUAUGCAAUAACACCGUAGUAUUACGUCCUGCCAUGUAUGGAAACCACGUGUGUACGCAGACACACUCCUAUAUAUGCACAUAUUUACACAGAGACAGGAAAAAGACUAGCCAGGGCCGGUGUGAGCCGCCUUGCUCUGUCUUCCUGAGCUUCAGAAGUCGGCUUGGACGAGAGGGACCAGGCCUGGCCGAGCUCUUCCUACCACGGAACACUCUGGAAAGCCCUCUUCUCAAGAAGCCCCUUAAAUAGGCUGCGCCACCUCGGCAACGGCGGCUUUCCCGGGGUGGGGGGGAGGCACACAGGUGGGGGACCUCCCUGCUCCUGCCUCAGGCUUCAUCCCUGCAUUGUCCCCACUGGUCCCUGCACCCAUCCCAUGGGUCCAGGUCCGGCAUCGGGGAUAAAAAACCACCAGGAAGAAGCCCCACAUCUGCAGGAUGGUGUCUGUAGAUGAUAUUAAAAGGGCUAGAAGUCCCCCGAGGGAUCGGUCCCUCGGACCCUGUGGGCAGCCCGGGGGAGGCCAGGCACGUCUAGUUGGGCCUCUGCUGGGCAGAGAUGGCACCAGACGGUAACGCACACGUUCUCUCCGGCUUCUGGUCUUCUCUUGUUGCUACGGUCCGGGGGGGGGGGGUGGUGGCUAGGCCCAGCAGGAGGAAGCCAACAGGAGGCCCCAGGAACUUGGUCAGGGUACACGGAGCCCCUUCUGCGAGUCGCCUCCUCAGCAGAGUUCCGUUGAGCUGGUGCUGAAGGCGGUCCCCAGCCACCCCCUUCUUCACGGGUGCGCUAGCUACUGUGGCUGGGGAAGGAGCCGGAGCACGGGACCCUUACUGCCCAUCACUGCAGUCCCAGGCGCUACCACAUCCACCACACCAGGGCUUUUCAAGGACUCUGAGGCACAAUGAGGAGGCCUUCCCAAGGUUCUCGUGAGCUAGGUGGGUGGGGGAGGAGGAUCAGGUGAGCAUUCAGCCGCCUGCCUCCUUGUAGGAGUUGUUUGGACACCUCAACAAGGCAGGGAACAGAGCUGUGGUCACUUAUCCCACUGUUCUGUCCACCAAGGGAUGACGCGCAGAGGCAGACAGGCUUGGGGAGAGCUGGGAAAGCUUCUCCCGUCUCCGCCUGGCACCCCGGCCAACCCUGGCCUUCCACGCCUGUUGGCUCUUAGGACUCAGAGUGGACGGGCAUAGGUCCCUUCAUGGUCUCCCAGCUGCAGAAGAGGACAGAGCUAGGCCCAGCAACCCACUCACCUGACCCCGGGGCCAGGCUGGAAAGCGGGUGUUUUCACUUUAAAAAAAAAUAAAAGCACAGCCCCCUGGGAAAACCACUGGUUCCCACAGGCAGUCGGGAGACUGGCAGGGUCUCUUCAACUUUGAAGGGCUCUUGGCCUGCACUGGAGCUCAGCCUGGACUCUGGGCCACAGCCCUCUCUCUAGAGAAGCAGCUGCCUUUGCACAGCUGGGUGGUGCCUUAGCUUUUGUGUAUCAGCGGCAUUUUGGAAGCAGGAAGAGGGGAGCCCUCUACAGAGGGCCUGGGGCCUCUGAGCAUCCAGCCUGGUUCUAGGCCUUUCCUCUAACCUAGGAAUUUUAAGUACCCCUUCGCCUAGGGGAGCAGGGCCCAGGUAAAGGGACUGGUCUUAGGCCUAAUAUGGAGGCACUAAAAGCCCUGGGUUUGGCACAUACCACCCAGGUGUCGGAGGGUAGCCCAACUCCAGCCAGUGAUGUAGCCUGGGGACACCGGUCCCUGCAGGGUCACCUUGGGCACACCAAGCUGACUCGCAAACUUGCUAGCCAAGCAGGGGGGACAGACCUCACUCAGGCCGUGAGCUGAGGACCCUGGGACCCUGGCUAGCCCGGUUUGUCCCCUCCCUCAAUUCAGCUGAACGGGGACAGGAAUCUCUGUGUUGUCACAGCCUAUCAGGGGGAGCCAUGGAGCCAUGCUUCUUCCAGGGAGGCAAAGGCGGCGCUCUGUGGGGACAGAGUCCAGCCCCUCCUCCUCGCUUCCCCUCCCCCACCCCGGCCUUACUCCACACCACGCAGACAAUCAUUUUGUAUGGGGGAGCCACGUCGGAAGGUUUUAUACAGUGAUUUGCUACCUAGAAACCCACUGUGCCCAGAUUUCUGGUGUGUCAAUAAAGAGCCUCUGCUUUGUAGA